AAUGAGUAAUGCCUGACUUUUUGUGUAGAACAGACGUGCUCUCCAAGGCCAGUGACGUAACUUUCAAGUCCCUCCGUAGGAAACACUCUUGCGGUUCUCAUCCUUAAAAGUUCAAUUAGUCUUGAGGCGAGCGUAGCAGCAGACGCGCCGGCGAUGGUGCUCGCGAAAGUUGUGAUUUCGGCUGUGGCCCUGGUGCUCGCGCAAAUCUCGCUCUCCUGGGCGCAGUUUUACAACGGAGAUCAGUGCUCAACGUAUUUUGGAGUGUCUGGAACGUGCACACCUUUGCAGAAUUGCGAGCAGGCAUUGCAAGAUCUCCGCGUGGGUCGGCGACCGCGAUUAUGCAGUUUCCAAUUAAAUCAUCCGAUUAUUUGCUGCCCUGGUCAGCAACAGGCCAUGCUGCCACAACAGCAGCCAGCAGGGUCCUCAGGUACGAGACCAGCCACGCGGAAAACAACUCCGAGACCAGCAGUUGCAACGAGUACAUUAAAGCCCUUUGCACUGCCCCCAACCGCACUGAAUACGAGGAGUGAACAAAAGUGCAGAGAAUAUGCCAAAUCAGUUUUUGUUCUUGAGGCGCCGCCGACUCUGCAAAUCGACGACGACGUUCAAUAUAUUAAUAAGUCCACCUGCGCUGCUGUUGGAACCAUUCUGGUGGUUGGCGGAGAGCCUGCGAGCCCCAAGGAAUUUCCGCACAUGGCUCUGUUAGGAUAUGGGUCAGAAACGGACCCGAACUGGUACUGCGGAGGCUCCCUUAUUAGCGAGCGAUUCGUUUUGACAGCGGCACACUGCAUUUCCAGCAGAGACGCGGGGGCCGUUAAGGUUGUCAGGUUGGGCGAUUUAGAAAUUUCAAAUGAUUUCGACGGAGCCCGACCGCAAAUGGUUCUGGUCGCCGAUCGCAUUCCGCACCCUGAGUACCGACCGCCGGCUCGGUACAAUGACAUUGCUUUGCUGCGAUUAGCCCGAGACGUUGAAUUCAACGCGUUCGUUCGACCGGCCUGUUUGCACCGGGUCAAAGAACUCCCUGGGCCUGGUGAGCAGAGACAAUUCGUUGCCACAGGAUGGGGUCGCGUUGGAUACACUGAAGACACAAGUGACAGACUACUGAAGGUUUCCUUAACCCCGAUAGAGCAUCCAGUUUGCAACCAAACAUACAAGAAUGAAGCCACCACCAGCAAGUUGAGACGAGGCAUCGACGACAGUUCCAUGAUUUGUGCUGGAGAGUUGCAGGGAGGAAAAGACACUUGCCAAGGCGACUCGGGUGGACCUCUGCAGUUUGUGAGGAAAGACCCUUACUGCAUGUACAGUGUGGUCGGAGUUACUUCUUUUGGAAAGUUUUGUGGCUACAGCAACAGCCCGGGAGUGUACACAAGAGUUUCAAACUACGUAAAGUGGAUAGAGGACAUUGUGUGGAAAAAUUAGGAAAAAAGUUGCCAAAUUAUAGUUGCACUUAAUUUUUGUGGUCUCUAAAAUUGAAGUGCAAUAAUUCUAGGUUGUAGUGCAUUUCAGUUAGUAAAAAAUAAAAAUAUAAAAAUUUUAUUUUACAAAAAAGCAUGAUCUUAGCUCAGAAUUGACGUUGGAAAACUGGCCGAUGGCAGAUGCAGUUUUUGAUGGGCAGAUUAAAAAAUAUUAAAUUUUGAA
Molecule: messenger RNA, 1638 nt
Organism: Neocloeon triangulifer
Lineage: Eukaryota; Metazoa; Arthropoda; Insecta; Ephemeroptera; Baetidae
Product: venom protease-like
Exons: 7
Coding region: 154-1419 (421 amino acids)
Biological process (GO): proteolysis
Molecular function (GO): serine-type endopeptidase activity
Source: RefSeq, a predicted model, not a curated record